Eimeria maxima is the source of this 702-nucleotide messenger RNA. Its product is annotated as Lon protease homolog, mitochondrial , related. Gene Ontology annotation, cellular component: mitochondrial matrix. Gene Ontology annotation, molecular function: serine-type endopeptidase activity; ATP binding; ATP-dependent peptidase activity. The record is from RefSeq and is a predicted model, not a curated record. The transcript is spliced from 5 exons. NCBI's taxonomy places the organism in Eukaryota, Apicomplexa, Conoidasida, Eucoccidiorida, Eimeriidae. Gene Ontology annotation, biological process: protein catabolic process; mitochondrion organization; chaperone-mediated protein complex assembly. Bases 1 to 702 code for a protein of 233 amino acids.
AUGGGGUUAGCUUGGACGGCGACGGGAGGUGCGGUAAUAUUUGUGGAGGCAGGUGGAAGGAGUGCAGCUGAAGAAGGAAAGAGCAACUCGCGAAAAGGAGACAUGAGAUCGAAUUUGGGCAGCCUGAAGGUGACAGGUCAGCUUGGGGGAGUGAUGAGUGAAAGCUGCGAAGUUGCGUUGAGUUUUGCUCGGUCCUUUUUAAACAAAAAAGACAAAGAAAAUUCCUUCUUAGAGCAGCACGCACUCCAUGUCCAUGUACCCGAAGGAGCAACGCCUAAAGACGGUCCCUCCGCUGGUAUUACUCUGGCUUCGGCUCUGCUGUCGCUAGCACUACAGCUAAACCCAAAGCCCGACUUGGCGAUGACAGGAGAGCUUACCCUCACAGGAAAGGUUCUGAAGGUGGGCGGCAUAAAGGAGAAGGUCAUCGCUGCUAAACGAGAAAACAUCCAGGAUGGUUUUGAUGUCCAUUUCGUAGAGGAUUACGAGCAAGUAUUUGAUAUAACUUUUAGUCAUUACAAAGAGGCCCCUUCACCACAGGCCCCUCUCCAGGGUACCCCGCUGGAAGCCCUUUCAGAGGGGAGCGCCAACGGGACCCCGCAUCAGACCAUUGAAGAGGAGACCCCCGGUGGGACCCCCCGUGCGGCCAUUGAAGAAGGGGCCCCUCGGGGGACCGCUGAGGGGGUUUCCCAGGGGGCCCCUUAG